Messenger RNA from Cooperia oncophora, 516 nucleotides. Lineage: Eukaryota; Metazoa; Nematoda; Chromadorea; Rhabditida; Trichostrongylidae. The record is from the annotation of a GenBank genome assembly.
AUGUUCGCCUUUCCACCUCCUUCAAGCGAGAAGAUAUUAUUACUGACGUGGUUGGUGGAAGUGGCUUUGGCCGCUGGGCCCGUCCCUCAAGGACCGAUCGUCGCUGGUUCAGGAGUGAAAUAUAGCGGUGGAAAUGCGGUCGGACCAUAUAGAGGAGGAGGUGGUGGUGGCCCACGCGUUGCUGGAGUUGCCGGAGUAGCUGUAGCUCCAGUCGGAGGAGAUGUGUGGGCCCGUACCUGCGGUGGUGGACCUGACUUCAACCCAGUACUUCUACAAGGAGUUCGUGGCUAUCCGGGCAUUCGAGCUCGUCUCAAUCAACGGGCCUUCCAAUACGCCAGUGGACUGAUCGCCACACUGCUCAAUCAGGAAAUCAGACGAGCACGAAUUCCUCCAAUUGUUCAAGCUCCUCCAGGCGGGGGUCGCAUUGAACGGAAUUGGUUUGCCGAAAAGAGGCAAACAUCAACGACACCGUAUCCGACCGUUUUAGCUCUGGGUAAUGGAACAAAAGGAAAAUGA